Messenger RNA from Gossypium arboreum, 1251 nucleotides. RefSeq lists its product as uncharacterized. Lineage: Eukaryota; Viridiplantae; Streptophyta; Magnoliopsida; Malvales; Malvaceae. The record is from RefSeq and is a predicted model, not a curated record. The coding region runs from base 1 to 1251 and encodes 416 amino acids. The transcript has 5 exons.
AUGGACUGCGAAACGUCAAUAUCACCUGUGACAGAUAUUGGGUCUGGGUCUCAUGAUUGUCCGACUAGGGAUGACAAGCUUAAGGAGGUUGUUUCUCUGUUACGGGAUGAGGCAUACCAGUGGUGGCUUACGGUUAAGGAGGGCACUCAGCCCGACCGAUUGACCUGGGAUUAUUUUAAGACUACGUUCCAGGGUAAGUAUUUGAGAGUCAGCUAUAUUGAUACCAGGAGGCGUGAGUUCCUUAAUCUUACCCAGGGAGAUCGUUCAGUAGCCAAGUAUGAGACCGAGUUUUUAAGGUUGGGCCGUUAUGCGCGAGGCAUGAUAGCGACCGAGUAUGAGCACUAUGUCCAAUUUGAGGAUGGUCUCAGAGACAGUUUGCGAGUCUUGAUAGCUCCGCAGAGGGAGCGUGAUUUCUCUGUUCUAAUUGAGAAUACGAAGAUCGUCGAAGAGGUUGAGCGCUCUAAGUGCCAACACCGAGAGAAAGGAAAGAGUAAGGGGGAAUUGGAGCCCUCAAUUGCUAUGAUGAGGUAUAAGAAAAAGGCUAGAUCUGAUAGGCCAAUGAGCAUGGGGCCUCCUGCUGCAUCUUCUGGGGUAGCGCUCUGUGGACACUGUGGUAGACGCCAUCCGGAUUUGAUGAAGCUUCCAUUUGAGGAGUUCGAUUUGAUAUUGGCGAUGGAUUUGUUGGUAAAGUACCGAGCAAGUUUGGAUUGUACGAAAAAAAGGGUUAUGUUGAGAACCGAUGAGGGCAAUGAGGUAAUCGUGAUUGGGAAAUGUCGUGAUUACCUGACUAAUGUGAUUUCUGUGUUGGUGACGAAAAAGUUGGUCCGAAAAGGAUGUGAGGUUUAUCUGGAUUAUGUGAGUGUUUUGGACUUUGGGGACUCUUCUGUUAAGGAUAUCAGAACUGUAAGAGAUGUUCUGGAUAUCUUUCUUGAGGAGUUACCGAGGUUGCCUCCAAGCCGUAAAGUAAAGUUUGGGAUUGAGUUGAUUCCUGUUUUUGCUGAGGAGAUAAGAGUUUAUCCUCGUAAGAUUAAGGCCUUGUUGGGUUGGAAACAGCCAAAGAAUGUGUCUGAGAUCUGCAAUUUUCUGGGGCUAGCAAGGUAUUAUCGACGUUUCAUAAAAGGGUUAUCUUUGAUCGCAGCUCCAAUGACAAAGCUGCUGCAUAAGGGAGUUCCUUUCGUUUGGACUAAUGCACAGCAAGAGAGCUUUGAUAAGCUUAAGAUAGUUUUAACUCCGGCUCCUGUUCUGAUAUAA